Molecule: messenger RNA, 3081 nt
Organism: Trichobilharzia szidati
Lineage: Eukaryota; Metazoa; Platyhelminthes; Trematoda; Strigeidida; Schistosomatidae
Source: the annotation of a GenBank genome assembly
AUGAGUCUUCAUAUUGUUAUUUGUGAACAUGUUGUACGCUGUUUUCUGAAGUCAUCUUCCGCAGCUGCCCUUUGUAUCAGAGUUGGUUCAUUUUGUGAUCCAGAAGAAGCACAGGGACUGUCACAUCUAUUGGAGCAUAUGUUAUUCCAUGGAGAUUCGCCAACAUCAGAAAUCAAAAGUUUUCAUGACUAUAUACAUGAACGAAAUGGAUACUGGGAUUCAAAAACCUCCAAUGAACACACCCUAUUCUACUUCAGUAUACCCAACAAAUACUUCGAUGAGGCAUUGUCAAUUUUUGCAUCGCAUUUUAUCAAGCCAGUUUUGAAACGUGAUGGCAUAAGGAAAGCUGUUGAAAAGUUGGAUAUGGAAUUUCAGAAAGUCAAGACAAGAGACUAUGCAAAACUAAGAGGAUUUAUAUCAAGUUUGGCAAUAAGAGGCUCUCCAUAUCGUUUGUUUGGUCGAGGAAAUAAACUCUCGUUGGUCACUGAACCUGAAAAGAAUGACAUUGAUGUCUAUAGCUUACUGAAAAAUCAUUGGGCUUAUUUAUACUCAGCACACAGAAUGACACUAGCUGUACAAUCCAAAGAUUCAUUGAACACACUGGAACGAAUUGUUCGAGAGAAGUUCUCUAACAUUCCUAUAAAUCGUUCUGUCAAUCUGGAUAUGACACGGUAUGCAAACAGUUUCGAUUCUCCAGAAUUCUUAAGACUUUAUCAUGUCGACAGUACUCGAAAUAAGGAACAACUACGUAUGGUUUGGGCUGUUCCCAGUGUCUAUUCAUUAUACAAAUCGAAUCCUGUCGCUGUUCUUGCCUACUUUUUGAGUGACAAACAUCCUUAUGGCCUUGAAAAUUAUCUGAAAAAUAAUCAUCUGGCGACUGAGGUGAAAUGUGAAUUUUCAGCAAUGUCAGAUUUUGAAAAUUCAACCAUUUGUGCUUUAAUUACAAUCUGUAUUGAUUUAAAAGGCACACGAAGUGAUUUGCUCAAAAUUACGAAACUUGUCUAUCAAUAUCUACGCUUUCUAUCAAAUAAAGCGCAUGAAUCAUGUGUAAACAAUAGGAAUUCCACUGAAUUGAAUAAUGGUAAUAAUAUCAACAAAAUUCAACAAACAAUAAAUUCCAGUGGCAAGUCUUCAUUCGACUCUUGUGUACGAGAUCUUCAGACAACACAAAAAGAAGCAUUUCUAAAUCGUGCAACAUUUGGACCACAAGAAACUGUUAUAUGGAUAGCCAACAUGCUUCACUACACUUUACCACAAGAUGUACACUCAGCUUACUUAGUGAUAAGUAAACCUGAUUUCCAGGUUUAUUCAGAAUUUUUGGACACGUUAUCCAAACAACAAGCUUGCCUGAUACACAGUUCAAAACUGAAUCCAUCAAUAUAUAAAAAUAUUCAUACUGAGAAAUGGUAUAAUCUACAGUAUACACAAGAAGAAAUCUCAUCCAAACAAAUGGGUUGUCUAAACUAUACAGAUGAAACAAUUCCAUUUUCGCUUCCUUUAAAAGUCAACGGAAUGGGUGAAGUAAUUGUCUGUGCUCGUGACUAUUCAAUUGUAUCAUCUGAAAAUGACAUGCAGAUACCUAUCAAUUUAAUCACAGAAUUUAAAGGAACUAUGUACGAGUCAUAUGGUUCUGUUUGGUAUCAUCAGAUUAACAAUCAGACAGCAGAUGAUGUAUACGUUUACACACAUAUCUCAUCUGGAAUGGAAUUUAACGAUCCUUCAAAGGCAUGUUUGUCUCGCCUACUUCAGACAAGUAUAAAGCUUCGAUUGUUAGAUUUGGAUAUGAUCACAAAAGAAAGUGGAAUAGAGUAUACGUUUAAAAUGAACGUAAAUGGACCAGAAAUCAUUGUCAAAGGACCGUGUGAGAGAGUCUAUGAACUCUAUAAACAGCUGUUGGAAAACACAACAGUCGAUUUCACUAAAGAGCAUUUUAUAAAAUGUAAGAAACAACUGACAGAGGAAUUAACUGCUCAAUUGUCCAAUCCAAAUCAUUUGGCUGAUAAUCUCAAUACUUGUUUAUGGAACCAAAAUGAAUACACCAUAAAAGCUUUGCUGCUUUCAUUGACAUCUAUUUCAAUAGCUGAUUUAAUGGCAUUCCAUAGUAAAUACUUCUUCCAGUUGGCAAUUACAAUGUACGUUGUUGGAGAUAUGCAGGAAGGGUUAGCUAAAGACUUAUUCACCUCCACCAUUGACUAUUUUAACUGUCAUCCAAAGUCCGAUCAAGCUAAAAUAAUUGAUAAUAUUCCCCUACGCCCUGGCACAUAUUAUCAUUCUGUAACAAAUGCAUCAAUCCCUGAAAAAUACUAUCAGCUUAUACAAUAUCAGAGGAUUGAGAACACUUCACCACUUGAUGAAAUCUAUUGUAAAAUAAUCAUAGCAUUGGUUAAAACACAUGCACAACAAUAUUUUCAACACUAUGAAUCAUUGAACGGUCAAGUGGUAUUAGAUUUAUAUGAAUUAACCUCAACAACAACAGAACAAGUCAUUGGGACACGAUUAUGUCUUAUCAGUCAGUCAGUGAAACAUGAUUCAGACUAUCUGAUCAGUUGUGUGAAUAUAUUUUGGCAACAAAUUGCCACCAGGGUGAUUGCAUGUGCUGAACAUAAAGCUAUUGAACAAAUUUAUGACACAAUAAAUUCAAAUGAUGCCAUCGAUAGCAGUGAUGUUAAACAAUUGUCUCAAUUCUACUGGAAUAAAAUUCUAAAUAAAAAUGAAACAUUCGAUGGAAGGAAUGAAAAGAAUAUUUUCAAGAAAGAGGUCAGUCGAGAGAAACUACUGGAUUAUUUCUAUAGGAAUUAUUUAAACCCCAGCCGACAAAUAUCCGUAUUCAUCGAUUUCCGAAGUACAGAAAUACAGAAUGACCAUCAAACUGAACCUUCGAAUACCAAUAAAACAAACAGUACAAAUUUCAAUGCCAACUUAAACUCAUACCUAAAAGAUGAAGAUCUAAUGAACCUGCCUCAAGGUACCAGUAGACACUUGAUCAAUGUGCUCAAUGAACAAACACCAGCCAUACAAAUUACCCGGAAAAUUGAAAAUAUUGAAUCAUUUCGAUUCAGAUAUAAAAAAGAAGCCUGUUAG